Hansenula ciferrii is the source of this 546-nucleotide messenger RNA. It is a transcript of the gene MPO1, whose product is annotated as 2-hydroxy-palmitic acid dioxygenase MPO1. Bases 1 to 546 code for a protein of 181 amino acids. Gene Ontology annotation, cellular component: endoplasmic reticulum. The record is from RefSeq and is a predicted model, not a curated record. Gene Ontology annotation, biological process: sphingoid catabolic process. NCBI's taxonomy places the organism in Eukaryota, Fungi, Ascomycota, Saccharomycetes, Phaffomycetales, Wickerhamomycetaceae. The transcript has a single exon.
AUGGGUCUUAAUUUAUCAGAUCAAUUAGUUUUUUACAAAUCUUAUCAUUAUAAUACCAUAAAUGUCUUGAUUCAUUCAAUAUUUGUUCCAAUAAUUUUAUUUGUUUCAAGUGGGUUAUUAACAAAUUUAAAAAGUGAUUUGAUUCCAAAUGAUUAUUUUAAUGCUAGUUUAAUUAUGAGUAUUGGAUAUUCUGCAUUCUAUUUAUACCUAGAUUUAAUUGGUGGUUUGAUUGCAACUCCUAUAUUACUAUCAUCAUCAAUUUAUUUUACUCAGUUGACAUCAAAUGAAACAAUAAAAAGUUCAAUUAAUCAUAUAUUCAUCAUGUUAUUCAUCAUCAGUUGGAUUGUUCAAUUCAUUGGUCAUGGAGUUUUUGAAAAAAGAGCUCCUGCUUUAUUAGAUAACUUGGUUCAAGCUUUAGUUUUAGCUCCAUUUUUUGUAUUAUUUGAAUUAAUGUUUUUAUUGGGAUUUAGACAAGAGUUAAAACAUGAAAUUGAUUCAAAAGUUGAAAUUAAUAUUCAAAAAUUUAAAGAAUCAAAGAAAAACUAG